This is a messenger RNA of Lachancea meyersii CBS 8951, 1377 nucleotides long. NCBI's taxonomy places the organism in Eukaryota, Fungi, Ascomycota, Saccharomycetes, Saccharomycetales, Saccharomycetaceae. The record is from the annotation of a GenBank genome assembly.
AUGGCCUCAGUAGAAAAUGUUAGGGUUCUGACCAGUGUAACUGGAGCCAAUGGAAAAGAAGUCAGAGACUUUGAUGCUGCGACAGUAACGUCUCUUGUGUCUACUGGUGAGGUCGGGACUCCCUCAGGUAAACUUUCAAGCCUAGGUGACGAAAAGGCACAUGCGCAGACCUUCCAUGCUCUACAGGAACGUGUUAACAGCGUAAACCAAGAGGUGUGCGAGGCAGGCGAUGAAAACUCAUUUUUCGUGUGCGAUCUGGGUGAAGUGCAACGGCUGCACGCAUAUUGGCGUGCAAAAUUGCCUCGCGUGCACCCAUUCUACGCGGUGAAAUCCAAUCCCAACCCUAAAGUGCUGCAGUUGCUGGCGCAGAUGGGCGUCAACUUCGAUUGCGCUUCGAAAUCCGAGAUCGAGAUGGUGCUUGAGCUUGGAGUUUGUCCGUCGCGAAUCAUCUACGCCAAUCCAUGCAAAGCGUCGUCUUUCAUCCGUUUCGCCAAAGACAAGCAAGUGCGGAAGUCCACAUUCGAUAACGUCGAGGAAUUGGCCAAGAUCAAGAAAUACCACCCAGACUCGGAACUGCUUCUACGGAUCGCCACAGAUGACUCUACCGCCAAAUGCAGACUGUCAACGAAGUACGGGUGCGCAAUGGAAAACGUGGACCAGCUUCUGGCGAAAGUAAAGGAACUGGGCCUCAACAUGGUUGGUGUGUCGUUCCACAUUGGAUCUGGCGCAUCAGACUUCAGCACUUUUUACAAAGCUGUUCGGGACGCACGUGAGGUAUUCGAUCGCGCCAGUGGCCGGUUCGGGCUUCAGAACGUUCGUAUCUUGGACAUUGGUGGAGGGUUCCAACUUGAAACGUUUGGCGAGUCCAGCUACGCAUUGAACGUGGCACUCGAAGAGUUUUUCCCUCCUCGUGACGGAGAGGAGGCCGUCACUAUCAUUGCCGAGCCUGGCCGUUUUUUCGCUGCAUCACCCUUCACGCUGGCGUGCCAUGUCAUUGCCAAGAGAGCCCAUAACGACCGGGAGUCCAUGUUGUACAUCAACGACGGUGUUUACGGCAACAUGAACUGCAUUCUAUUCGAUCACCAGGAGCCCCUUCCCAGAGUCCUAUACCACGAUCAGCGGUUCCACUAUUUGGACGACAAGGCGACCUCGCCCAAGAAGAGCCCUUCCUGUCAAAUUAAAGCGUCUAUUUGGGGUCCUACUUGCGACGGCUUAGACUGCAUUACCAAAGAAUAUUACUUCAAGCACGAUUUGGUUGUGGGAGACUGGCUGUACUUCCCAGUUCUUGGUGCUUACACGUCCUCUGCCGCAACGCAGUUUAAUGGCUUUGAACAGGCAGUCGACAUCAUCUACAUUAACUCUGCCUCUGAGCUGUGA